Molecule: messenger RNA, 1727 nt
Organism: Xenopus tropicalis (tropical clawed frog)
Lineage: Eukaryota; Metazoa; Chordata; Amphibia; Anura; Pipidae
Gene: fev
Product: FEV, ETS transcription factor
Exons: 3
Coding region: 160-819 (219 amino acids)
Biological process (GO): regulation of DNA-templated transcription; DNA-templated transcription; regulation of transcription by RNA polymerase II
Cellular component (GO): nucleus
Molecular function (GO): transcription cis-regulatory region binding; DNA-binding transcription factor activity; DNA binding
Source: RefSeq, a predicted model, not a curated record
UUAUCCUCCGCUUCUCAUCUCUCCUCCCUUCUAUGUGUCCCACAUUUAUUCCCUAUCCCACCGUCCCCUCUCGUCUCUCCCGGGAUUAUUGAGGGAUAUAGUAGGUAGGAGUGGGGAGCAGUGGCGGUCCCCCAGCAGCAGGGUCUCUCUCUCCCACCCAUGGCUCAGGGCAGCGGAUCCCAACUCCUGCUCAACAUGUACCUGACAGAUCCAGUGGGGGAAAGUUUCCUAAAGGAGCCCCGAUCCCAGAGCUGGAGACCCUUCUCUUCUGGGGUACAGAAAGGCAGCGGGCAGAUCCAGCUGUGGCAGUUUCUCCUGGAGCUCCUAUCGGACCACGCCAACGCCAACUGCAUCGCCUGGGAGGGAACCAAUGGGGAAUUCAAGCUGACGGAUCCGGACGAGGUGGCCCGGCGCUGGGGGGAACGCAAGAGCAAACCCAACAUGAACUACGACAAGCUGAGCCGGGCGCUGCGCUACUACUACGACAAGAACAUCAUGGCCAAGGUGCACGGCAAGAGAUACGCCUACAAGUUUGACUUUCACGGUUUGGCCCAAGUGUGCCAGUCGGCACCAACCACUGAGCAGGGGCUCUAUAAGUUCCAGGGGAACCUCCCCCACUUGCCAUUCAGUGGGCUUUCCAAGCUUAACCUCAUGACCUCUGGGGUCAGCCCUGCGGGCUUCUCCUAUUGGCCAGGGACGCCCUCUGCUUUGUACCCAAGCCACGGCCUGCAGAGCCCACCCGGAGGGUUCAGCUCAGUGUCGGCCCCUCAUCUCGGCUCCAUUAAUAACAUGGGCAACAUGAAUGCCCACUACCACUAACUCAUUGCCCAUCACUCUCCCCCUGUAUGUAGGGCUGCUGUACAGAAUACAGGAAAAUAUUCUCAUUAAUGUGACAGAACAAUCCGAGCUCAGUGCUGAAAUGUGCCCUGUAGGCCUAGGAGGGACCCCGAAGGCGCUGAAAGUCGCUGAAAUUGGCCACAAAGGGACUAUUUAUUGCGCAUUGGUACCGGGUAGAGAUGUAUCCGCAGCACAAACUCACACCUGGAUCCAAUUCCAUGUUCUCACCUGUAUAUUCUGUGUAUGUGUUGCCCGAGGCAUGAAGCCAUUAUAAAUGUUAGUGUGUAUGUUCCUUUAAAGAUAGGCUCCACCCACUUAUCCAUUAUUCUCUUUGUAUGUGUCAUAUGUUAUUUGCCAUAACCAACCGCAUAGCAGGAAGUUAAGACAGAAGGUCUUUUAAACCAUAAGAACCAAUCAGAUGUUUCCAUUCAAAUGGGCAAAUCCUACUGCUGAUUGGAUGCUGUUGGCUGCAUAACCCCCUGUAGUCACUACAAAUAGUUUAUUGGCCGUUCCAGUGUAAAUGAAUUAUGUCUAAACCCAGUACUUUUGGUUCUGGUUCUUAUUGUACUUCCUGCUUUUGGGCUGCUCUCUUUCCCACUGUCAGUACAGACCCUGACUGAGCAGCCCCUUUAAUCUUAAUGGUCUGGGGACAAAGUUCUAGAGCUCCAUCUAGUGGCCAAAGGUACAUUACAUAGAUAUUAACACAAUAGGACCCUCUACAACCUGCUUUUCAGAUAGGACUAAGCCCAACCCUCCUGCUUGACCAGAGGAAAGAGAACAGUUAAGAGCCGAUAGAUCUCUCCCUAAGGCUCCCAACGAGGCUAAAGCAAUGGGCUCUGGUCUCACACAUGCUCAGUCGGCCAUUUAUCAGGGUGUCGCCAUUAAAUGAA